GAGCUGGUUCUGCGAAAACGGAGCGAAAAGUGUAAACACCGCAAACACAAACAAGCGCUUGCUCGAGAGCUGGUUACCGUUUUUGGUGGUGCCAAAAUGGGUCUCGACUUCGAGGUACAGGACUACAUCAAAACCCUCAACAAGCACUGUCCGCCGUUCAAGUGCCCGAAGUGUGAGAAGAAGUAUAAAUCGGUGAUUGGGCUGCAGUACCACCUGAACAACUACGAUCACGACAAUCCAUCACCUGCGACCCCAGUGGCUGCUGCUGCCACCACCGCUGCUUCUGCUGUUGCUGCUGCUCUUAAUACUUCUAAUGCCAGUGAUGCGGGUGGUGGCGGUGAUGGUGAUGGCGAAGGUGGCGGUGCUGAGGGUGGAACCGAUUCGACAGCUGCUUCCGCAGCUGAUUGCAGCACUCCCGGUGGUGGAAGGGGAGCAAAGCCAGUAGAGAGUGUUAAGCCUGCGGCUAGUGAGCGGGCCUCAACGAAGGUUGCGACACCUGCUCGGUCGUCGAGUAACAAACCGAGAAGUCAGAAACGGAAGGUGGGAGUGACACCGAAGAAUAAGAAGCCCGAGGUGCCCUCGCGGGAAGCCCUUACCUAUCUCGAGGCGGAGGAUCUGGUGAAGAUUGAGUUUGGGGGUAAAAGCAUUGAUCUGCCGGUGGAUGAGGAAUUUGCGCUAAUCAGUCUCGAAGAGCACCGGAAGAGCUUCGAUGAUCCGGAGAUGGAGGUUUUUUCGGUGCCGCCUCCGACGGAGCCGGAGGUGACACUGCCGGAAGGGCAUUUCAAAGAUAUUGAGGAUUACACGAUUUGUGAUGCUCCGGCUCGGCCGAAUGCGUAUAUUCGAUUCAUUGAGAAGAGCACCGAAGAGUUGGAUGGAGAGGUGGAAUACGAUGUGGACGAAGAGGACACUACUUGGUUGGCGAUAAUGAAUGAGCGGCGAGGAGCGCAGAAUCUUGGUCCAGUGUCGGUUGAUAUGCUGGAGCUGCUGAUGGAUCGGCUGGAGAAGGAAUCGUAUUUCCAUGCUUCGGUGACCGGUCAGAAUGGUGCCAUUGUGGAUGAUGAUGCGGUUUGUUGCAUUUGUAUGGACGGGGAGUGCCAGAAUACGAACGUUAUAUUAUUUUGUGAUAUGUGUAAUCUAGCAGUGCAUCAGGAUUGCUACGGUGUUCCGUAUAUUCCGGAGGGACAGUGGUUGUGCAGGCGUUGUCUGCAGAGUCCCAGCCGGUCGGUUGAUUGUGUGUUGUGUCCCAAUGCGGGAGGAGCGUUUAAGCAAACAGACCAGGGACAAUGGGCGCACGUUGUGUGCGCCCUGUGGAUUCCGGAAGUUCGGUUUGCCAAUACGGUUUUUCUGGAGCCGAUCGAUUCGAUAGAAACUAUUCCACCGGCCCGAUGGCGAUUGGUUUGCUACAUUUGCAAGCAGAAAGGAAUCGGAGCUUGUAUCCAGUGCAACCGGAACUCCUGCUAUGCUGCGUUUCAUGUGACCUGUGCCCAACAGGCUGGUCUGUGUAUGCGAAUGGAUCAGGUUCGGGGCAAUGACACCCAUCCGGUGGUGGUCCAAAAGACGGCUUAUUGUGAUGCACACACUCCACUUAAUGCAUUUUCUUCGCCUGGUUCUUCCGGUGGGGAAACCGAUCCGCGGGAAGUCUGCAGGGAGAAGAUGAAGAAAGCCCGGAAGAUGCUGGCGAUGAAGAGAACAUCCGUUCCGGUGAUUCUCAUUCCAACCAUACCACCGAAUCGUGUGGAGGAAAUUUCCUCGCUCAUAAACAUCACAAAGAAACCCCAAUUCAUUCAGCGACUUAUCGCGUAUUGGACCCUCAAACGGCAGCAUCGAAACGGUGUUCCGCUGUUGAGGCGCCUUCAAAGUCAGGGACCAGCCCAAAGUGCCCCGGGUGGACGGGGGAAGAACGAUGGCUCACCGGACGCUCGGGAGCUCUAUCAGCAGCUUAAAUACUGGCAGUGUCUUCGGCAGGAUCUGGAACGGGCCCGGCUCCUCUGCGAGCUGGUGCGGAAGCGCGAGAAACUCAAACUUAUUCUAAUCAAAACCAACGAACAGUGCGUUAUGGCUAAACUCAAUCCGAUUGAAGCGGUUCUUCAUCGGAUUAUCGACCAACUCGAGGCAAAGGACGUCCAGGAAAUCUUCCGGGAACCGGUGGACACGGACGAGGUACCCGAUUACACCGACAUCGUCAAACAUCCGAUGGACCUGGGAACGAUGCGACAGAAGCUGAAAUCGGGAUUCUACACGAGCAUCGAAGAUCUGGAGGCGGAUUUCACGCUGAUGAUCAGCAAUUGCCUCAAGUACAACAACAAGGACACAAUGUUCUACCGGGCGGGGGUGAAGAUGAAGGACGCUGGCACGAUAAUUUUCCGCUCCAUCCGGAAGGAGUUGGAGCGUGCUGGGGUGCUUGAGAAACCCCAACCUGUGGCGGCUGUCCAAGGACCAGAGGAUUCACUGGUGCACGAUAUUGAGGCCGAUCUUAGUUUGCUUUCCCAGGAACCUCCCAGUCUGGAAUUGAUCGGGAAACUUCAGCAACAGGUGGCGAAGACCAACGGUAUCAAACAUCCGCUCACACGAUCCAAGAAGGUCAAGCAUAUCAAGGGUGAGAUUGCGAAGAUCAAACGGGCGCUGGCGAGGGAACCCGAAAAGCCGGCCGAAAAACCUGUGUUAGAGCUAAUCAAAAAUUCAGACCUCGUUGUUUCGAAGCCUCCCAAGCUUCAAACUCCUCCUGCAAGCCCGCUGAAGAUUCUCAACAACAGCCCAUCGCCUUCGGGAGUGAAUCGACGGACGGCAGUUCUCUUCACGCGGAAAGCCCAGGCUGCACUCAAAAAGCCGGAAACCCCGUCGAAGGAGGAAGCGGCGAUCGCAGCGACGACAGAACUUCUGCAGAAAACGGCCAAAAAGGUCACUCGUGGAAAGCGUGGGGCACUGAACAAAUCGAAAGCGGCCACGGGCACCAGCAACAGCAACACACUCGGAGCCGGUGGUGGUGGUGGUGCCGAGGGAGGGUUUCUUGGUGUGCCGGGACCAUCGGGCAGCAGGAAAUCAUCCAACUCUCCGGAGAAGAAAUCGUUCGAGGCCAUCCCGGACAGCUUUCGUGUCUAUCGGGGUGGCCAGGAUCGGGAAAUCUCCGACUCGGAUGACAGUAAUCUCAGCUUCACCGGAAGUACCUGCAGUAGUUGUAGUGGAUUCAGUGGCAGCGGGACCGAAUCGGAGUUUGGAAGCUCCAGCAUGGACGACGAUCAAUCGUUCUGCGAUUCGGACAUGUCAACGAGCGAGACGGAGGCUUUCCCGGAGAAACCCUGUAUCGAACCGCUGAAGCUGGUGUGGGCCAAAUGCCGGGGCUAUCCGUGGUACCCGGCGCUCAUAAUCGAUCCCGACAUUCCAAGUGGUUUCGUGCACAAUGGGGUUCCCCUUCCGGCUCCACCGACGGAUGUUCUUGCGCUGAAGGCCAACUACGAUGAGCUCGUGUUCCUGGUGUUAUUUUUUGACGUUAAACGCACCUGGCAGUGGCUACCGGCCAACAAGCUGGAACUGUUGGGCGUGAACAAGGAGCUGGACCAGAGUAAGCUGGUCGAGUCGCGGAAACCCACGGAACGGAAGGCAGUCAACAAGGCGUACCAGGAGGCGCUGCACUAUCACAGCCAAGUUUCGAGCGCGGACGGACCCGCGGGGAAGCUGUAAACACACGGCCAUUACGAAAGCUAUUAUUACCUGUUGUUGUUUUGUGGUACAAUGUCAAACAUUGUUGUAAAGCUAUUUGCAGUGCGGGGAGGAAUCUAUGUUAAGUUGGGGAUGGCCUCGGCACAUUUUUCGCUGCUAUAUAUAUACACACAUAUAUAUACGUUCUGGAAGCUAGGAGGUCUACUGUUUUUUAGGCUACAGUGUACUAUUAUUUAUGAUGUAGAUUUCGUGUUUUAAAACCGGUUUAGUUGACCAGUACGAAUAAACUUGGAUAGCGUUCGAAGACAUUGAA
This is a messenger RNA of Toxorhynchites rutilus septentrionalis, 3970 nucleotides long. It is a transcript of the gene Br140, whose product is annotated as bromodomain-containing protein homolog. Gene Ontology annotation, cellular component: MOZ/MORF histone acetyltransferase complex. The transcript is spliced from 5 exons. Gene Ontology annotation, biological process: regulation of transcription by RNA polymerase II. The coding region runs from base 97 to 3678 and encodes 1193 amino acids. NCBI's taxonomy places the organism in Eukaryota, Metazoa, Arthropoda, Insecta, Diptera, Culicidae. Gene Ontology annotation, molecular function: protein binding. The record is from RefSeq and is a predicted model, not a curated record.